AACGCCCGUUCUACGCUGGGGGCCUCUCAAAGCACGGCUUCCGUGCACGCCUCCGCCCCCUCUGCAGGUCACCCUGCCAGACUGAGCAGCCCCGCUGUGCGCCAGCACUUCCUCCACAGCAAGCGGCCGGCCUGCAGCUCUGGGGCCAGCUGACCUGAGGGCGAGGGGCUGGGGAGCCGUGGCCUCCUCUGACCCUGCCCCCUUCUCCUCCCUUCCAGCAGGGCUGGCGACCGGCACCCACGGCUCCGUAAUCCAUUCCUCCCGAGGGGAACGAGCGGUGUGCAGCCCCCGGCGUCCGCCUGGCCUGCAGUGGUGAAGCCGCGCCUCCCCGGGCAAGGCGAGAAGCGCCAGGCGGCAGCCCUGGGCGAGCGCGGCAGGCCUCGCUGGCGGCACGGCCACCCUGCCCGAGAUGGAACCGUGGGCGGAGAAGGGGGACGAGGCUGAGAGCGCGAAGGUCACGGCCCAGCUGCUGAAGGCCCGGACGGGCGAGUUCGACCUGGAGUCCAUCCUGCUGCUGAAGCUGCGAGGCCUGGGCCUGGCCGACCUGGGCUGCCUGGGGGAGUGCGCCAACCUGGAGUGGCUGGACCUGUCGGGAAACGCCGUUUCGCACCUGGGCCCCCUCGGCUCGCUCAAGGCGCUGGCCGUCCUCAACGUCUCCGCCAACCGCAUCGCCAGCCUGGAGCCGCUGGCCGGCUGCGAGCGCCUGCAGAGCCUGAACGCGGCCGGCAACCUGGUCAGCAGCCCGCAGCAGCUGCGGGGCCUGGCGGGGCUGCGGCACCUGGAGAGCCUGCGGCUCAGCGACCCCGUCGGGCGGCUGAGCAACCCCCUCUGCGCCUCGGCGGGCUACCGCGCGGCCAUGGCCGAGAUGUUCCCCGGGCUCAAGGUGAUCGACGGCGAGCGGGUCUCCGGGCGUGGCAGCGAGCUCUACCAGCUGUGCAAGGAGCUGGACAGCUCCCUCCGGCGCGCCCACGGCUCCGGCGGGGCGGGCGCCGCGGAGCUGGCGGGCCUGUCCACGCCGUGGGUGCAGGAGGGCUACUGGGAGGUCCGCCCGGCCCGGCGGAGCUCCAUCGUGGAGGAGGCCUGCAAGCAGUUCAGCGAGGUCCUGCAGGAGUGCCGCGAGCUGAGCCAGCGGGCCGACGACUCCAUUUCCCAGGCGGAGCGGGCCCUGAGCGGCCGCCCCGACGCGAGCUCCUACCUGUUUUGAGCGGCCGGCUCACGGCCUCCCUCCUGGGCUCUUGGCCGGCCGGCCCCCGCCUUCCCCACAGCUGCGGGUCUCGCGGGGCCACCUGGCCCCUGCCGCAGCGGGUCCCACGGUCCCAGGCAGCGCCAACGGGCGGGAAGGGCGCACCUGCCCGGCCGGUGCCACAAAUGCCUGGGCGGGGGGACCGCCCAUUUCCCACCUUCUGCAAGGACCCCCCCAUGGAGGACCAUGGCUACGCUGGUGGGGUCUCCAGGCCGGGAGAACGUGGGGCUCGCCAGCCGCAGCCCAGUCCCCGCUCCCGUCAGAGGCUGCCCCCGGCCGCGUUUAAGCUAGUUCGGAAGUGGGCUUGAGGGCCGCGGCGCUUGCCCCCGCCGCUGUUUCUGCCUCCGAGAACCACCGUGUGCCGCCCUGCAUGGCUUUGCCCUCGCAGAAGAGACGGUCCCCCCGGCCCGGGGGGCUCCGCGGGAGCGAAGGGGCCCGGGGAGCGUGCGCAGUGGAGGGGCCGCGAGAGCCUCUGGGCAUCCCGGAGGACGGGUCAAAAGCGCCCCGGAAAAGAACGUGGGGAACCUCGGACAUGGCUGGCCGGGCAGGGUCUGCGCCCCACGCCUUUGGUGAGGGGCGUCGAGCAGCCAAGGCGCCGCGAGCCCAGGGGAGC
Varanus komodoensis (Komodo dragon) is the source of this 1856-nucleotide messenger RNA. It is a transcript of the gene LRRC61, whose product is annotated as leucine rich repeat containing 61. Gene Ontology annotation, biological process: outer dynein arm assembly. The transcript has a single exon. The coding region runs from base 410 to 1204 and encodes 264 amino acids. Gene Ontology annotation, molecular function: protein binding. NCBI's taxonomy places the organism in Eukaryota, Metazoa, Chordata, Lepidosauria, Squamata, Varanidae. Gene Ontology annotation, cellular component: cytoplasm. The record is from RefSeq and is a predicted model, not a curated record.